Messenger RNA from Drechmeria coniospora, 384 nucleotides. RefSeq lists its product as uncharacterized. NCBI's taxonomy places the organism in Eukaryota, Fungi, Ascomycota, Sordariomycetes, Hypocreales, Ophiocordycipitaceae. The record is from RefSeq and is a predicted model, not a curated record. Gene Ontology annotation, cellular component: preribosome, large subunit precursor. The coding region runs from base 1 to 384 and encodes 127 amino acids. The transcript has 3 exons.
AUGGCGAAAAGUUCCCGAUCAAGCACGAAAAAGGCCAACAACCGGCGCAAGGCAGAGUCGGUCUUUGGCCCAGCAGAGCUUGCACGGAACGAAAGGCUCUCCGCCAAGCUUCUGGAGCUGGCUAAGCAGCCCAGGCCAGAGCCUGCAGAUAUCAACAUGGAUGGGAGCCAUGGCGACGCCACCAUCGACGGGGACGACGGCGAUGCCGAUGCCGAUGACGAUGCGAACGUGAUGGAGCUCGAUGGCAAGAAGCCUUUCAAGACACAGACGAAAAAGAUGCGUGUCGCCAAGAGGAAUCAGAAGAAGUCCAAAAUCGUCUUCCCACGGUACAGCGACAGAGUGUCCAAGACGAAGCGUAGCUCGCGGACGACGACGAGGGAAUGA